Chilo suppressalis (striped riceborer) is the source of this 1068-nucleotide messenger RNA. The record is from the annotation of a GenBank genome assembly. Lineage: Eukaryota; Metazoa; Arthropoda; Insecta; Lepidoptera; Crambidae.
AUGAGUUUGUGGGUCGAUAAGCAUCGUCCAAAGGAUCUAAUGAAAUUAGAUUACCACAAAGAACAGGCCGGGCGGUUGAAAAAUCUAGUGCAACAAAGUGACUUCCCUCAUCUGCUUGUUUACGGUCCGUCUGGUGCCGGUAAAAAAACUCGAAUAAUGUGUUUGUUGCGAGAAUUAUAUGGGUCAGGUGUGGAACGGCUCAGACAAGAGACAAUGAAUUUCACCACUCCUUCAAAUAAAAAAAUUGAAAUAAUGACUGUGAGUAGCAACUAUCAUAUUGAGGUUAAUCCGACCGACGUUGGUAUACACGACCGUGUUGUUAUCAUGGAUUUAGUGAAAAACGUAGCUCAAACACAUCAAAUUGACUCAUCAGGACAAAGAGAAUUCAAAGUUGUUAUCUUAAACGAAGUAGAUGAUCUUACGAAAGACGCUCAACACGCUUUACGACGCACAAUGGAAAAAUAUGUAGCAACUUGUCGUUUAAUUUUAAUAGCCAAUUCAAUAUCUAGAGUUAUUCCUGCUAUAAGGUCGCGUUGUUUGACCAUUCGUGUUCCCGCUCCAACAGAAAACGAGAUUGCAUCUGUUCUUCAUGUAGUUUGUAAGAAAGAAGGCUUGAAUUUACCAUCUGAAUUAGCGAUGCGAAUAGCAAAAUGCUCAGGCAGGAAUUUGCGGCGUGCUCUUUUAAUGUGUGAAGCUUGUAAAGUUCAACAAUAUCCAUUUACAUCUGAUCAGAAAGUACCAGAGCCUGAUUGGCAGUUGUUUAUCAAAGAGACAGCUUCUAUGAUAUUGUCAGAGCAAUCUCCCAAGAAACUUGGUGAGGUAAGGCAGAAAUUGUAUGAACUAAUUAUUCAUGGGGUGCCUCCAGAUGUAGUCUUUUCUGGUUUAUUAUGUGAGCUGGUCAAGAACUGUGAUAUGGCAAUGAAAUGCCAAGUAGCCAGUCAUGCAGCCACAUAUGAACACAGAAUGAGGCUUGGAAAUAAAGCUAUCUUUCAUUUAGAAGCAUUUGUUGCAAAAUUCAUGGCCAUUUACAAAAAGUUUAUGGAAGAAUCACUUGGUGAUGUCUUUUGA